Molecule: messenger RNA, 891 nt
Organism: Camelina sativa (false flax)
Lineage: Eukaryota; Viridiplantae; Streptophyta; Magnoliopsida; Brassicales; Brassicaceae
Source: RefSeq, a predicted model, not a curated record
AUGCUCCAGUUAAAAUCCACCCUUAUUGAGUUUCUUAAAUGUAAGGUGGGAGACGGAUGUAACACGUCUUUCUGGUAUGACACUUGGACAAACUUUGGGCAGCUCAUUACCUUUAUAGGUGAUGCGGGACCAAGACAACUGCGCAUAAGAAAAGACGCCAAGGUGGCUGAUGCUGUAAGGAAUGGGGACUGGAAUCUUCCGGCCGCCCGAUCAAACAACUCUCUAACUCUGCUAGCAGCUCUAACCGAACUACCCGCCCCCACUUCUACCAGUGGUGCAGAUUCUUUCCUCUGGCGCAAUGCUACUGGGAAUUUCUCCUCAUCUUUCUCCUCUAAGGAAACCUGGGAGCAGCUUAGAGUUCAUUCCCCGCCAGUUCCUUUGGCUGCGGUUGUAUGGUUUUGCGAACAUGUACCGCGUUUCUCCUUUAUCACUUGGUUAGCUGUGCUUCAACGUUUCCCCACAAGGGAUCACCUUCGAGGGUGGGGCAUGAAUAUCCUUGCUGCCUGUGUUCUAUGCUCGACUGGUUUGGAAAGCCACCAUCACAUGUUCUUCAACUGCUCUUAUUCCUCAGAGAUUUGGUGCUCCUUUGCUAGCCGUGUACUUCCCAUCCCGCCACGUUCUAUUGACGAAGCCAUCUCCCAGAUCCUUCUUCUAAAUCAACCGCAUCAAGCCAUGGACUCAGCAAUCCUCAAACUCCUCCUUCAGACAGUGGUUUACCACCUAUGGAAAGAAAGGAACUCUAGGAUUUUCUCCGCCACUUCCUCACCACCAGCUGCACUACGACUUGUCAUGGAUCGUUCUAUGCGGGAUAAACUCCUGUCCUUCCCAGGGCAUAGCGUUGAUUCCUCCCUCUUUCUAACUUAUUUUACUCGUUUUUGGCCGCAUUUGUAA